AUGCCUAGUGCGUCGCUUACUUGCUGUAAGAGUAGUGAGGCUCCUAAUUUGCAUGUGGACAGCCUGGGUGGCAUGAUGGUGACAGCCAAACGAAGCGGGGGCAGUAGAUGGAAACACGGAAAGCUUGGCAGCGCUGCUAGGAUGGAUGAUUUGCGCCCGGAGCUCCCAGACAGAAGUAGUCUGUGCGCCGAUUGUUGCGUUGCGAAUGUCUGCACCUUGCUGUGGGAUGAGGUUCGCAAUGUUCGCUUUGUCUACUUGCUUGUCCACCUGCCUUCCACCGCGCUCUGGCUAUUAUCUGAAGCAAUGUUCUGGUGUUGGGCUGUAAAGGGGAAAGCACUGUGGUCAGCUACGGGCAAUGUGGGGUCUGGGUUUGUGGAUGGAUAUUUUUUUGUCUUCCCUUUUCUUUUUUCUUUUCAUUUUUGUGGGGAGGAGGGGAGGCUUGCAAUGGCUGGCCUUUAG
This is a messenger RNA of Ostreobium quekettii, 459 nucleotides long. The record is from the annotation of a GenBank genome assembly. Lineage: Eukaryota; Viridiplantae; Chlorophyta; Ulvophyceae; Bryopsidales; Ostreobiaceae.